Molecule: messenger RNA, 3475 nt
Organism: Oreochromis aureus
Lineage: Eukaryota; Metazoa; Chordata; Actinopteri; Cichliformes; Cichlidae
Gene: cobll1b
Product: cordon-bleu WH2 repeat protein-like 1b
Exons: 14
Coding region: 312-3365 (1017 amino acids)
Molecular function (GO): actin monomer binding
Source: RefSeq, a predicted model, not a curated record
CUGCCGUUAUAUGCUGAAAGCCACAUUAUUACUAGGGAGCAAAUGAGAGAAACGCCCCGUUUUUGCGCUUCAGUGUUGCGAUGCAGCGUCAUGUACACAGAAAAGUUGGCAGAGUUGUGCACUGUGUCAAUAGACACACAUAUAUGACUGCAUGUGGUUCAUAGGGAGGGAGGGACGGAGGAGGAUAAACUACUCUAGGAUGGUCCGCAGAAAAAUGAACGACCGCACUGCAAAACGGGGUUAUGGAUCAUUUAUCGAGACAGUAGGACUCCACAACUAAGGUUAACUUUUUUUUUUUUUUUUGAACACCGAUGGAAGUUGGAAGCUGCUUAGAAAACCAGCUGCAUUCAUGUCCGGGAGAGUUUGUCAAACCAAUGAAUUUAGUAAUGGAUGAUCAUGGAUCCCAGUCUCAUCCACGGAGCUCUGGUUUGAGGGUGUCGACCAAAAGCAAAGCACCAUCCCCGCCUGGAUUAAAGAGGCUGGAAUCCCCAGGUUUCUCCCAGCGGUACCCAGGAAACCCUCAUUUAAAGAUGGACCAGAAGGAGAACCUUAUUGAUAAAGAACUCUCUCUGACCGUGGUUCUGCCUGGUGGAGUGGAAAAGACGGCCAUAGUUCAUGGAAGCGAACCCCUAAUGGAUCUCCUGGUGACACUUUGUGCAAAGUAUCGCUUGAACCCCUCAAGUCACACUUUAGAACUGGUUACUUCCAACAAGAACAACAUCAAGCUCAAACCCAAUGCCCUCAUAGGAACUUUAGAUGCAGAGAAGAUCAUACUUAAACCUAAAGGGGAGGAUAAAAAUAAGAAGACAGGUCCUCAGAUGCCCGAGGCAACUGUUCGGAUGGUGAUAAACUACAAAAAGACCCAGAAAACUAUAUUGCGAGUAAAUCCUCGAGUCCCCCUUGCUGAACUCUUACCAGCAAUCUGUGAGAAAUGCGAAUUUGACGUAGAGACAACAAUCCUGUUGAAAGAUGUCCAAUCAAUGACCCCUUUAAACUUGUCCAAUUCUCUUAAUGAUUAUGCAAUACGGGAGGUUUAUGCAAGAGACACACAAGCACAACCUGCUACGCCUGUGUGUCCAGGCUCACCGACUUAUGCAGGAACAGUCACACCGGGCAAAGAUAAAACUCAAAAAGAAAAGGAAAACAAAGGCCUCUUUGGAGUGUUCAGAAAAAGCAAGAAAAAAUCUGACCAGCCAACGACAGCCAGUGCCCCAGCUUCUCCUGUUCUCGUGAGCAAGCCUCGACCACUCAGUAUGGCCUUGCCCAGCUCCAACUCGUCUCCGCUCGGCUCUCCGACAAUCUCGACCGAUGUGCCAAAGAAGAGGCGUGCACCCCAGCCUCCGAUCCGUGUAUCUCAAAGCUGCACCUCUGACCCUAGGACUCGCCAGAGGCUCUACUCUGAACCGAAUGUUCGACUGGACGGUGAUCAGGUGUGUGGUCUGAGUCGUGGGUCGUCAGCAGAGUCUUCACUGAAGAGAACCAAACGCAAGGCGCCUCCUCCUCCUACAUCUCCAAGUGCAGUUGCUCAAGAACCUGUUUCUCCAGAUGAAAAUGUGCAAGCAGGUGAUGCUGCUCACAGACUGGAAGAAAUAAGGGAGCAAGAGGAGAUGACUGCAUCUGUAAUGUCUGCAACUGCUAGUAAUACGCAAGGAGUAGACGACAGCCUCAACACGUCAUCUGAUGUUUCACCGCAUUCCCCUUCCCCAGAUGUUGAGAUACAGAGCACGAUGUCAGUGGAAGAUCAGUCCCCUGAUCUGUCUUCGGAUAGCAAUCAACAGCAGAGCACAGUGAAUGAUUCUGUAACUCAGACUGUGAGGAAAACUGAUGUCACAGACUCAUCUGAACCGGCAGAUACUAAUUGUGUCCCACUUCAGGUUGAAAAUUCCAUCUGUCAGGAGUCUGCAACUCACAGUGUUGAAACCGAAUGCAGUACUACAACUAGCAGCCUCCCUCCGCCUGUAAUGCAGGAUGCGGAGACACAGGCCUCUGUUCAAGCAAACGCUGAAAGCCUCAGGGAGAAUUCAGUGGCCACCAGCACAUCAUGCUCCACUGGAGAGGAUGCUCAAGUGCAAUCAAAUUUCACACAGCUCCCCGCGCCCCCGCCAGAACACGUGGACGAAGAUUCCUCACCAUCAAUUGCCCCCGUCUGUGAAUCACCUGGGAAGAAAGAUAUGGCCACUUUGACGGAGGAUCUGGGACCUCCUGAGCUUGAGCAAGCCUUACCCCCCACGUCGGAGACCUCAUUACGCCAAGAUUCAACACCAAGUGCCCCCGUCACAGCAAAAGUGCCACCUAUGUAUGCCACAGACUCUGAGCCAAAGCCUAAGCCUUCCAACGAACUUACAAGGGACUACAUCCCCAAGGUGGGGAUGACAACGUAUACUAUUGUGCCUCAGAAAUCUCAGGAGAAACUGAGAUAUUUUGAAGUUGCAUUGACACUGGAGACGCCUACUGAAGCCUCACAACAGGUACUCAAUACUGGUUCUGCUCAUUCAGAUGAGAGCACAAGACAGAUGGAACAGGAAGUCUCAAAGGAAAAAAGUGAGCCGCAUUCUACUUUACACAGGGAAGAUGGACUGCCUAACACUGCUACUAAUCAACACACUGUUAAUGGAGGUAUACCUGAAUCUACUCAUUUGUCAUCACCGACAAGUUUAUGUAACACAGACAAGGUGUCAUCCUCAGUUGGGGCAUCUCCAGCUGGGUCCCCAGCAGAGGUCAAGGAAAUGAAAAUUCCACCUGCAACGAAACCUAAGCCUGCUUCUUUCCGCUUCUCACAGCACAAAAAAACACCUGGUCAUUAUGUAACUUCAGCAGCAGAGAAGAGUCUUGGCGCCAACUCUAGCUCUGGCCUGAGGGAAGUUCAAGGAAGUGCAGAAAGAGCAAACUUACCACCCCCUCCUCUUCCUCCUCCUGUGCAGUGUGACGUGGAGACAACAGGGGCCACUAAUAUUCAGCUGAGCCCUAAACAGGCCGACAAGUAUGUGCCCCUCAUGAGAAUGGGAAGGCAAAGUAGUCUGCCAGCUAGAGAGCCAAGCACUGGGCUAACCUUGGAAAAGUUUCGAAGCUUUGCAGCACCCAGGCCUUAUGCUCCUGCCACCCCGUCCCGCUUUGCUCAGGCAGUGUCCUCGGCUGUGAAAAGGAGUCAUUCUGUUACCUAUCGGCCAAAGCCGCCUCUCUCACCCGUGUUACCACCUGUCUCUCCAACUCCAAGUCUCUCAUCUGUCACCGAGUCAAAGCAGUUAUCUAAACUCAAGGACUGUGAACAUAGCGAGGUGGACAGCAAUGGCUCUACCUUACAGAGCGGAGAAGGUGAACCGCCAUCUAAUAGUGACAAUGUUCAAACGGGAGAGUCCGGUCCAUAGCAGUGCCUUAAUUCUUCUGACUGCAUAUCAUUUACAGAGAAACUUGUCCUGCGUGCUUUGACUUCUCUGGAGCCCUUUAUCCCAGGACAAAGAAGAAGAAAGUCUCCCCU